UUAUCCUAAUCCAUCCAAAAUUUCUCCCCAAAAAUUAUUAGUUUUUUCGUAUGAGAACAUGCCAGCGGUAUCCCUCAACUGCGCAGCAUCGAAUCUCUAUAUGACGCCGUGAUCAUCCCGUCCCGCCGCCAUAGUUAGGGAGGGACUCACGGGUCGAAGGCUGAAGACCAGAGAGGGGAGGGAAGGCGACGGAAGCAUUGCUGCGCUUGCGGCGGAGCACCUCUUUGGAUAGCAGUGCGCGAUGGGUGAGGGAAGGGAAGGCGACUGGGAGUGUGGGAGUUGCUGUAAUCGGAACUACGCGUUCCGAUCCUUCUGCAAUCGGUGCAAGAAGCCACGUCUCCUGGUUGAUACAAAGACACCGUCAGACUCCAAAUGGCUUCCUCGCAUUGGAGACUGGAUCUGCUCUGGGUGUAGUAACAACAAUUAUGCUUCUCGAGAAUUGUGCAAAAAAUGUGGUCAACCAAAGGAGGAAAGUGCAAUUUCAGCAAUUACAAUGCCCGGAGGACCUUUUCCAGCUUAUUCACAUUAUUUUCCCAGAAUGCAGGGUCUUCUUGGAUCAAAGAUGAACUUCGGUAUGGCUGGCAGAUCUGCUUUUCAGCAAUCCUUUCCGACGGGGUCUGGUUGGGGGUAUAUGACAUUUCCUGGUAACAGCAAUGGGGACAUUUCAUAUGGAGAUAGCUCAGAUCAGUUGCUUGGGAUUCCAAAAGGGUGGCGCGAUGGUGACUGGUUAUGCGAUUGUGGAUUUCAUAACUAUUCUUCCCGUACACAGUGCAAAAAGUGUAAUGAGCCUAUUCCUACAAGUGGCAUGAACUCUUCGGCAGCAAACUCAUCAAACUUGUUUCGGGGUACCAAACGUUUGGCAUCAGAAGAGUUUGCUAAUGACUGGCACAAAAAGAGGUUAAUUGCGGGAGAGAUAAACCAUCAAUUUUUGACGAGCGAAACACAUUAUAUUUAUCCGGAUUUGGAGCAGCUUCCUGGACCUAGUGGCGGUCAUGCACACGGAUUAUAUUCUAAAUACUAUGGCAGAAACUUACCAUCUCAGUUAUCAGCCAUGCCUACACUUCUUGGAAAAGGGGCAAAACAAUGGCGUGAUGGGGACUGGAUGUGCCAAAAAUGUAACAAUCAUAAUUUUGCAUCCCGCUCAACUUGCAACAGAUGUAAAACAGUGAAGGAAUCCGGUUCCCAGCCUGUCAGCGUUGCCUAGCUUUUUUGAUCAGCUUGGAGAUCUCUGAUUACUUUUAUUGUGCCUCAAAAUAUUUCUAUGUUAUGUUCUAUGUGACUAAAAUCUAUAAAUUCUGCUAUUUUCCGAGCAAAAAA
Molecule: messenger RNA, 1317 nt
Organism: Phalaenopsis equestris
Lineage: Eukaryota; Viridiplantae; Streptophyta; Magnoliopsida; Asparagales; Orchidaceae
Exons: 7
Coding region: 242-1204 (320 amino acids)
Cellular component (GO): cytoplasm
Molecular function (GO): mRNA binding
Source: RefSeq, a predicted model, not a curated record